Molecule: messenger RNA, 488 nt
Organism: Bombyx mandarina (wild silkworm)
Lineage: Eukaryota; Metazoa; Arthropoda; Insecta; Lepidoptera; Bombycidae
Biological process (GO): detection of chemical stimulus involved in sensory perception of smell; sensory perception of smell
Cellular component (GO): plasma membrane
Molecular function (GO): olfactory receptor activity; odorant binding
Source: RefSeq, a predicted model, not a curated record
AGGCUAGAGCUACCUUAGACACUAAUACAAUUUACUUUUUUUACAGCUAUUCGCAUGAGAUAAACGAAUGUUUUCAAAUAUUAUAUGAGUUUCUACUGAAAGCCACAUCCCUGGUCUUACCCAUCACGAUCUUCGCAGUUAUACAAGCUCUCGGCCGAGGUCAGUUCAUACCGGAGUUCUUCGCCUUCAUCUUCGGCGUUUUCAUGGUUGGGACGACCCCGUGCUACUACAGCAACAUGCUCAUGGAAAAAAGUGAAGACGUGCGCAUGACACUGUAUUCCUGCGGUUGGGAGACCCGCUUCGAUCUAAAUACGCGGAAAUGUAUAAUACUGAUGCUGUGCCGGGCGCUCAGACCCGUCUCUAUCAGGACUAUAUUCCGAUCAGUCUCACUCACUACGCUGACCGAUGUGUUCCAGCAGGCCUACGCAUUGUUCAAUUUAUUAAACGCGGUGUGGAAUUAAAUGAUAUUGUAGUAGACGACUUGAAUA